Messenger RNA from Diversispora eburnea, 1680 nucleotides. NCBI's taxonomy places the organism in Eukaryota, Fungi, Glomeromycota, Glomeromycetes, Diversisporales, Diversisporaceae. The record is from the annotation of a GenBank genome assembly.
AUGAAUACAAUUUACAUUCAACAAAGCAUUCCUAAUUAUGUUAAUUUUUCGGACUUUGACGAAAUGCUAGAAGAUCAAUUCAUUCGAAAACUUGACAGGAAUGAAUUAUUCAAUCCUAAUAUUACGGCCGAUGAAUUAUUAAAACCACUCCCGAACGAAAUAAAAAAGAUUCCUCGAUCUAUGAACAGUUUUCUUUGUUUUAGACGUAAAAUUUAUUUAUUAGCAGUCGAGGGCGGAUUCAUUGAUGAAAUUAGAGACGGGAGGUUCCUUACGAAUGUGGUUACAAAAGUCUGGAAACUUGCUAGUUCUGAACAAAAAAAUAUUUAUACUCAAAUAGCUAGAGAAGUUCGAAAAAUCGAUCAUACCAGGUAUAAAGGGAUCAAGGUUGAAAAAACCGUAAAAAACAAUGUAAAUUCAUUUGUCAAUACAUAUAUGGUUAAUUUUGGCAAGACAAAGACUUCUCGAAGGAAUAAUUCUCGAACUCGCAACACCAAAAAAUCCAUAAGAACAAAUUUAUAUCCUACAGAAUUAUUUUUUCCACCUCCAAUUAUUGAUAAUUCUGUAAUUCCCAUUGAUACUUCGUCUUCGUUUUUUAGUACAAUUGGUAAUAUUGAUAAUAUUGAUAAUAUUGAGAAUUUUCCAUUCAUUAUUCCUAUGUUUGAUGAUUAUAAUUUGGAUUAUAAAAUUCAAGAUUAUGAACAUGAACAUAAUGAAAAUAAAGUCAGAAAUGGAAGAGUAACAAAAUCAACUACUAAAAAUGAUUCAUCAAACAAGUCUUCAAUUUUAAAUCAAAAACAAUUAGACAUAUAUAAUUCUAUAAAUUGGGUUAGUUUCUGGCAAAAGUCAGUCGAUAAACCAGACAUUCCACAACCGAGAAGUGGUGAUGGAAAUGUUCCGCGUUGGCCAAAUUCUUAUAUGAUAAUGAAGAGCGUGGUGUCCAAGUUAAUGAAAGAUCUAGACGGAAAAAGUGAUGGUGUAGAUAUUACAAAAAUCAGCGCUUAUGCUUGGAAGAAAGCCACGAACGAACAACGCCAGAAAUUUAAGGACGCCUUUAAUUUAAUGAAAGUAGAAUAUACGAAGGCUUAUCCAAAUAAACCCUAUCACCAACCCAAAAGGGAAAUUUGGAAUCAAGUUCAAUUCAAUGAUACACCAACACCUUCACAUUCUUCUUCACCUUAUCUUCCUUCAUCUUCUAUUCCUUCAUCUUCUAUUUCUUCACCUUCUAUUCUUUCUAAUCCUCCUUCUUCUCUUCCUGUUCCUCCUUUUUCAAACAUGGUUCAAAAUAUCAAUUUUGAUUCGAUUGCUAAUAAUAGUGAUGGCAUUGAAGUAGAUUAUUUUAAUAAUGUGAAUGUGAAUAAUACUAACACUUAUCCAAAUUAUCCUUAUGAAGAUAAUGCUUUAUAUGGAGAUAAUGCUUCACCCAAUAGCCAUUUUUAUUUACAAUACGACGACUUAAAUGAUUUUAUCGAUGCCGACGGCUUAUUUAACGGUAAAAAAAAUAUUUUCUCUUCUAUUGUUCCAUCGAACGCUCCUUCGAACGAACACGACACUCCCACUUAUUCUUCAAGUUCCGAUAAAUCUACUGCUUCCAAGAAUUCAAACAAAGUAUGUGACAAUAUGAAUUGUUACUGUGGAACGCAUUUACCGGAUGAAUUGGGGUUUUAUUCUGGACCUUAUUAA